Schistosoma rodhaini is the source of this 672-nucleotide messenger RNA. Lineage: Eukaryota; Metazoa; Platyhelminthes; Trematoda; Strigeidida; Schistosomatidae. The record is from the annotation of a GenBank genome assembly.
AUGAAUAUUUAUAUAAAUGAGAAUGAACGUGUCAUAUAUGUUGUACAAUUUCGUACAUUUGAGCUAAUACAAUGUCUGACUGCUGUGAAGGAAAAUGUGGUUGCGGAUCGAGCUGUAACUGCACCUCUGGCACCUGUAAAUGUGAUGGCAAAUGUUCGGGAUCCAAAUAACCAAACACACUUAUAUGGAUGUGGAUCAAGAAAUCAACGAGUCAAUUACCAGGCUAUGAAAUUUAGUUCUGAUUAGCAAGUCCAUAUAUCUUUUUGUCGUUAUAUCGCAUAAACAGAGAUAAUUAGAAUGUAACACUUGAUAAUUCCAUACUACUUAAAUACAAAUUAAAGGAAAUUAAUGAAUAUGUUUUGUAAUAUAAUAUCAACGAAAAUCAUCAUUAUUAAAUGUGAAAGAUAGAAAUGAUAUCGUUGUCCAGAUCAAAUGAUCAUUCUUAUGCGAAAGAAACUCAAAUAGAAAAACAAGUUAUACAAAACCCAGUAAUGAAUUCACUUGAAAGAUAAAUUAACUUUAAAAUGGAACUGUUAAUAACUAUUGUGACAAAAUAGCAAACAACAAACGUAACUAAUUAUAAUGUUAUCACCUAAAACUCUCUUUGUCAUAAGAGCAUUCAUGUGAUUGAUACGGUCAAACUAAUCAUUUAUUCUGAAGUCUUAAACACAA